AUGGAUGUCCAGCUGCUUGUCUACGACCUCUCAAGAGGUCUAGCCAGACAAAUGUCACAAGGCCUUCUGGGCUUUCAACUUGAUGCUAUAUACCAUACCUCUAUCGAAUUGCAGGGCCGUGAAUAUGUAUACGAUGGAGGUAUCAUCGCCAUCACACCAGGCACAUCUCACCUGGGCCAGCCCAUGGAACGGCUUCAUCUAGGCAAGACAAACCUCACCAUGGAUAUUGUCGAGGACUACUUAGAGUCCAUACGCCCAAUAUUCACUCUAGAGGCAUAUGACCUGUUUCAUCACAAUUGCAAUAACUUCACGGACUCAUUCUCAAACUUCUUGCUUGGAAAGGGAAUCCCCAGUCAUAUAUCAAGCAUGCCACAGGCCGUUUUAGAUUCUCCCAUGGGUCGCAUGUUAUUGCCUCAACUCACACAGGGUGUCAAUGGGAGCCGACAGAAUGGUUCUAUUCUCGGUCUUGAACAAAGCGCUCGACCUGUGACAUCUCGAUCCGGAACUAUCGGUGCAUCCACCUCAACCAGAGGAGUCAAAAAUAUCACCAGCGUAAUAGAACUCGCGCGCCUUCUAGACGAGGCAAAGGAUUCAUGUGCCGCCAUAUUUUUUACCUCGGCCACCUGCCCUCCAUGCAAGACCGUCUACCCUCUUUAUGACCAACUUGCUGAGGAGUUUCAUGGCAAAAUGACACUAAUCAAGAUUGAUAUCAGUCUGCCUGGGGCGCAAGAGGCGGCGAGCCAAUAUUCUAUUUCAGCCACACCAACAUUCAUCACAUUUCUCAAGGGACAGCAAGUGGAAAAGUGGUUGGGGGCCGACUAUGGCAGUCUGAACGGAAAUCUUCGACUACUGGUCGAAAUGGCCUUCCCUUCCCAUCCACACAUGAAUUUAAGGCUGCCCAGCUUCAACUCAAUCAACCGCAAACCAGUUCUCUACGGCAAAGUGCCUCCCAUGGACAAGCUAUUAGCAAAGCUGGGUGAGGAACUCGCGCAAACAUCCGAGGUGAAGGCGCUUCGUCACUACAUUGAAACGCGUGAGAAGCAAGGAGAGGUGGAUGCUAUCCUUCCCGAUCUGGCCCAGUUUGGCAGCUUCAUCCAAAAGAGUCUCCAUGACGUACCACUUGAGAAGCUGUUCAUUAUUGUCGAUCUUUUUCGAUGCACCCUUGUCGAUACCAGAGUUAGCGGUUACUUUGCUGAGGAGAAUUCUCGUGCAACCAUCUCUCAGGUCCUCGAGCUGGUGAAUAGUCGCGACGAUUCCCCAUAUCCUCUGCGAUUAGUUACUCUCCAGAUGGUGUGCAAUAUGUUUUCCACCCCGCUCUUCCCUCGGGAGAUUCUCAAGGGAGGAACGGUGCUAUCACAGAUCACCACUUUAGUGUCAUCAAACAUGCUGGACGGCAGCCAUCCGAAUCUCCGCGUAGCUGCUUCAUCUCUUUUGUUUAACCUGGCUUUGGAACACCGGAAAGCAAGGGAUAUCAAAUCCAAUUCUCUGCUUCCCGAAGCGGAUCAGAUCGAGUUGGGGGCAUCUGUCGUGGAGGCCAUUAGUCAAGAGAACGGAUCUGUGGAAGCUCUUCAGGGCAUGCUUUCUGCUCUCGGACAUUUAUUCUACGGUGCUGACCUAGAGGGAGAACUGGCGGGGCUGCUUCGAGCUCUUGAUGCUGAGAGCACCGUUCUAGGGAAGAAAACAACGUUUCCAAACGAGAAACUGGUCUCGGAAGUUGGCGCGGAGCUGCUCGGGAAAGGUCUCAGGAUGCCAUAG
Clonostachys rhizophaga is the source of this 1755-nucleotide messenger RNA. NCBI's taxonomy places the organism in Eukaryota, Fungi, Ascomycota, Sordariomycetes, Hypocreales, Bionectriaceae. The record is from the annotation of a GenBank genome assembly.